AUGGAAAAUUCAGAAAAUCAAUCUAUCAGAGUCGGAUUGUUAGAAGAGGAAGCUCGAAAACGCAAGGAACGAUUGGCAAAUUUGAAAAAAUCUUUAGAAAAUAAAAAUGAACCAAAAAACAACGAGGACAUUGUGGAAAAACCAUUACCAAAGCCAAGGUUUAAAAGUUAUAUUCCAGAAGAUGAAGGGCUUAAAGCUGAACUUAUACCUACCCCUCAACCAGGUGACAUUGUUGCUGAAGUCGAGGAUCAAUUAAAAGCUGGAGAAACCGUGUUUACUGUUCAGGAAUUGGAUUUAAACACAUUAGCACCAAGAAAGCCAGAUUGGGAUUUGAAAAGAGACAUAGAAAAAAGAAUGACCAAACUUGAAAGGCGGACACAAAGAGCAAUUGCUGAACUAAUACGUGAUCGAUUAAAAGGAGAACAAAAUAUAGAUUUGGCAAUGGCCGUAAAUGAAGGUGCCAGAGCAAAUGCUCAAAUUGAUAACGACGAAGAGUAG
This is a messenger RNA of Macrosiphum euphorbiae (potato aphid), 498 nucleotides long. The record is from the annotation of a GenBank genome assembly. Lineage: Eukaryota; Metazoa; Arthropoda; Insecta; Hemiptera; Aphididae.